GCCACCACGGAGCGCGCUGAAACCGUAGCCACGCAAGCAAGCGAGAGCUCAUCGCCUCAGAGUCACAGCCACGCCACGCCAAGCCAACCACGCCCCGAGCGCGCGAGACGACCAACACGGCUGCCACGGCUCAUCCCGACGAGGUUGUAGCCAGCGUCGUCUCCGUGGACCGUGGGUCCUCCUCUUCCUUAGCCAGCGGACGCACGAGCACCCGAGCGCGUUCUGUUCCCAAUCCCAUGGAGGAGCACGUCGCGGAGUCCAUGUUCCUGCCGUUCCUGGCGAUGUUCGCGUCCAUCUACCUCGUCGGCUACUUCAUCGUCCUCCGCGCCUGGGGACCGCGGCGCCGCGCCGAGGCCGCCAGCUGCUUCACCUCGCUCUUCCACGGCACCCCCGCGGCGCUGCUCGCCCUCCGCGCCGUGCUGUCCCGCCACCGCGCCGCCGGCGGCAGCCUCCCCGCGCUCCUGGUGGCGCCUAACGCGGCCGCCGAGGACCUGGUCCUCGACUUCAGCACGGCCUACUUCGCCGUGGACCUGGCGCACUACCUCCUCUUCCUCCCCGGCGAGGCCCUCUUUGUCGCGCACCACCUCGCCACGCUCUACGUCCUGGCCACCUGCCGCCACGCCGCGGGGGCCGGCGCCGGCGCGCAGCUGCCGCUCGAGGUGCUCGCGGAGGCCACCAGCGCCGCGCAGAACGUGUGGACGCUGGCGGGCAUGCGGCGGCGCGACUCGCCGCUGGCCGCCCGGGUGCACGCCUCGCUGUCACCGCCGUUCUACGCGGCGUACACGGCCGCCAGGGCCGCGCUCGGCCCGGCGUGGUUCGUGAGGAUGGUGAGGUUAUUCUACGAGUCCAACGGCGGAGGCGGCCGCGUGCCGGUGUGGGCGUGGGCGUCGUGGACAGUGGUGAUCGGCGCCGGGAUAGCGGUGAGCAUCCUGUGGGUGGGCAACCUGUGGCUGGCAUACUUCAGGGAGAGGAAGGAAAGCAAGCAGUUGAGGAGCAGCAAGCAGCAAUGACCAGUUCUGGAGCAUUUCCAGUCAUUUUGCUGUUCAGAGCCAAAACAAUUCAUGUCUCCAUUAAUUGGAUUGGAUGUUGUCAUCAUGUUAACUUGGAAGAGGAGUGUUCUUCGGAUUUUUGAAUGAGACGAGUAAAUUCACAGAAUCUGUUCAGAACAUGUAAAUUUCGCAGAACAAUCGACAUCAGAAUUGACACAAGAAAAUUAUAAUU
Messenger RNA from Panicum virgatum (switchgrass), 1221 nucleotides. Its product is annotated as TLC domain-containing protein At5g14285-like. Bases 237 to 1010 code for a protein of 257 amino acids. The transcript has a single exon. The record is from RefSeq and is a predicted model, not a curated record. Gene Ontology annotation, cellular component: membrane. NCBI's taxonomy places the organism in Eukaryota, Viridiplantae, Streptophyta, Magnoliopsida, Poales, Poaceae.